AUGUGUAAUAAAGCCAUAAUACGUCAGUCCACAGCCAUCCCAAGCUCCAGGACACACUACAUCGUUUUCCGUGUUUAUGAAGCCACACUAUGUCUCAGCUCCGUUCUCCCAUCAUGGUUGUACGGCUGGCCCAAUAAACCCGGAUACAAGAAGUACACAGAGGCCCUCAAGCCAAGACGUAUCUACAGCUUGGCCAGAGCGGUGCUGGAGAUGCUGAAAUACCUGCAGUACGGAAGGCUUUACUUCAGGUGGAAAUCUUGGUAUAAAGAUGUGGAAAAUAGUAAACAUUAUGAAAAGGGCAUCUCUUUCGGGCGCAGAGGAAACAAGCUGGACUUAUACUACUCCCCAAAGAUGGAAAAGGCCAAAGUCCCUGGGGUGGUCUUCAUCUACGGCGGGGCCUGGGGCUCCGGAGACCGAGCCAUUUACUGUUUACUCGCCAGAAACAUGGCCAAAGAACUGAACGCCACCGUGGUCUGCCCCGACUACAGCACUUACCCCAUGAGCAAUGUGUUGGGGAUGAUCCAAGACAUCGCAGACUGUUUACUCUGGGCAAAGGAGAGCGGCAGGAAAUUCAACUUUGAUCACAACAAUAUAGUGUUGAUCGGUCACUCGGCGGGGGCUCACCUGGGCACGCUGACCGUACUGUUUCUGCUGGACACAAGAGAAGAACUGUUUAUUGAGAGGAACAAACAGGAAGACAUUGCUGCGUCUAUAAAAGGAGUCAUAGGUCUCAGCGGAGUCUACAACAUCCCGGAUCAUUACGAACACGAGGAGAUGAGGGGGAUCGAGUACGUCUCCACGAUGCACAAAGCCAUGAACGGGGUCCAGAACUUUCCAUACUACUCACCAACGCACGUCCUCAACACGCUUGGAGAAGAUCAAAUCAGAAGACUUCCUCCGUUUGCGCUGCUUCACGGCGCCAACGACAUCAUCGUUCCGUCCACGUCUUCCGCCAAGUUCUCGGCGCUCUUGACGGCGCUGUCUCGGCCCGUGUCCCUGUACCUGCUGCCGGGAGUGGACCACACGGAAAUGGUCACCGCCAUCAUGGCCCCGGAAAGAGCCUUCUACCACAGCAUCUACACCUGCAUCAAACAGGAGUACGCCAAGCUGUGUUAA
Messenger RNA from Knipowitschia caucasica, 1116 nucleotides. The record is from the annotation of a GenBank genome assembly. Lineage: Eukaryota; Metazoa; Chordata; Actinopteri; Gobiiformes; Gobiidae.